AUGAGAUUGGCCAGGGCGGGUUUCAAGGUCUACGCAAUGGACUAUGAAGGGCAUGGUAAAUCCAAAGGAUUAGAGGGUUACAUCAGAAACUUUGAUCAUCUUGUUCACGACGUCUCUUCUCAUUACGUUUCAAUUUGUGAGAGGGAUGAGAAUAAAAGGAAGAUGAGGUUUCUAUUAGGAGAAUCCAUGGGAGGAGCAGUCGGGUUACUGUUGGCGAGACAGAAACCCGAUUACUGGGACGGUGCCGUUUUAAUCGCCCCCAUGUGUAAGCUAGCAGAAGAGAUAAAGCCACAUCCAAUGGUGAUCUCAUUUCUCACAAAGCUAACUCGAUAUAUUCCAACUUGGAAGGUAGUUCCUAGCAACGAUAUUAUUGACGUCGCAUUUAAAGAAUCCCACAUAAGAAAACAGGUAAGGGAAAAUGGGUAUUGCUAUAAGGGACGGCCUCGCUUGAAAACCGCUCAUCAACUCUUACUUGUUAGCUUGGAUCUUGAGAAGAAUCUUCAUCAGGUAACGUUGCCAUUUAUUGUCCUUCACGGAGAAGAGGAUAAAGUUACAGACAAAGACGCUCAUAUUGAUGGCCAAGUUGGAUAUAGCGAGGAAUUCAUCGAGAAUUCACGUGGAAUACAACUCUUAACCUGCAAAUGGUUUCCAGUGAACCAAGAACCAAGAGCUCUAAUCUUCUUUUGCCAUGGCUAUGCAAUUGAUUGCAGCACCACAUUUAAAGAUGUCGCAUCUAAGUUUGCAAAAGAAGGUUUUUCUGUGUAUGGAAUUGAGUAUGAAGGGCAUGGAAGAUCGAGCGGCCUCUCUGUCUACAUUGAUAACUUCGAUCUUCUCAUCGAUGAUGUCUCUUCACAUUUCUCCAACAUAUCUGAGAUGGGAGAGAACACAAAGAAGAAGAAGUUUUUGAUGGGAGAGUCAAUGGGAGGAGCCGUAGUUCUUCUCUUGCACCGCAAGAAACCAGCUUUUUGGGAUGGAGGAAUCCUUAUUGCUCCGAUGUGUAAGAUUGCUGAGCAGAUGAAACCACCAAGAAUGGUUCUAUCCGUGAUGAAUAUGGUCACGAAUCUAAUCCCAUCAUGGAAGUCGAUCCUUUCGGCACCUGAUAUCAUCAAUCUCGCAAUUAAACUGCCUCAAAAGAGACAAGAGAUAAGAGAGAAUCCAAAUUGCUAUAUUGGGAGGCCUCGUAUGAAGACGAUGAGCGAGCUUUAUAGAGUCAGUGUCGAUCUAGAGAAUCGGUUGCACGAGGUGACCAUGCCGUUCAUAGUAUUGCAUGGAGAAGAUGAUAAAGUGACGGAUAAAGACGCGAGCAAACUGCUUUAUGAGGUGUCUACGUCCAAUGACAAGACUUUGAAGUUGUAUCCAGAAAUGUGGCAUAGCCUUCUUUUCGGGGAACCUUUGGAGAAUUCAGAAAUUGUGUUCAGUGACAUUGUCCAAUGGAUGCAGACAAGAAUUACUACUCUUCAUGUGAAGGCUCAUAACAAUGAAGCAAAAUCGUAA
Messenger RNA from Microthlaspi erraticum, 1494 nucleotides. The record is from the annotation of a GenBank genome assembly. Lineage: Eukaryota; Viridiplantae; Streptophyta; Magnoliopsida; Brassicales; Brassicaceae.